UUACAAUAUCAAGACGACUCACUCAAAACUUAUAGAGAUGAUGUCGGCAGAAAUACUCCGUAGAAAUCCUCAAGACGAUUUCGAACUGAUUCAGAGAGUGGGGAGUGGCACAUAUGGCGACGUAUAUAAAGCAAAAGAUAUAAGCACUGGCGAAUUAGCUGCCAUAAAAGUUAUUAAACUUGAGCCAGGUGAUGAUUUCGCAGUGAUUCAGCAAGAGAUAAUAAUGAUGAAAGACUGUAAGAAUGCUAAUAUUGUUGCUUAUUAUGGCAGUUAUUUGAGAAGAGAUAAAUUAUGGAUUGCAAUGGAAUAUUGUGGUGGAGGAUCUAUGCAAGAUAUUUAUCAUAUUACUGGGCCAUUGGGGGAGCCUCAGAUAGCAUUCUUGUGUCGAGAAACAUUAAAGGGACUUUUAUAUUUACAUAGAAAGGGUAAAAUGCAUAGAGAUAUAAAGGGCGCCAAUAUUUUGUUGACAAAUGAAGGUGAUGUCAAGUUAGCUGAUUUUGGAGUGUCAGCACAAAUCACAGCCACAAUGUGUAAACGAAAGUCUUUCAUAGGAACACCCUAUUGGAUGGCACCAGAAGUUGCUGCCGUGGAAAGGAAAGGAGGAUAUAAUCAACAGUGUGAUAUAUGGGCUGUGGGGAUUACAGCUAUUGAAUUUGCUGAAUUACAGCCACCAAUGUUUGAUCUUCAUCCCAUGAGAGCGUUAUUUCUUAUGUCUAAGAGUGGAUUCAAACCACCACAGCUCAAAGAUAAAAACAAAUGGUCCCCAGUGUUACAGCAUUUUGUGAAGCUGGCAUUAACAAAGAAUCCCAAAAAGAGACCUUCCGCAGAAAAACUGUUAGAGCAUCCACUUUUACAAGGUGAUUUAACCCGCAGGUUGACCAAAGAGUUAUUGGAUAAAUCCAGAAACCCAACUCAUCAAUAUGACUUGACCGAAACUGAUGAUGAAGGACUUCAAGAUGUGCCAAGAAGAAUACCGUCUGGUAAUUCUGGUAAACAGGCAGAAUCCGAGACAACAGAUGACAGUGUUGAUUUAUUAGAUGAUAAAAUUCCAGUAAAAUCUGCUAAGGGUGCUGCUGGCUAUGAAUUUGCUCAACCAUGGAAUUUCACAGAUUUUGAUCAAAAUGACCGCUACAACACCGCUAAAGCUUCACAAGAUGAUCUCUCUUUCAAAUCAACGCUUCAAGUUUUACCAACACCUCCUGCUCCAAAAUCAGAAAACUUUUACCAGCCGAUGGACGGCAGUGAAAAGCAUGAAGCAGAAACUAGUAAUGUUUAUGUGGAGACUGAUUUUAAUGCUGAUGACGAGGCUGAUCUGGAGCGAUUGAUUGAUAGAAUGUUAACCCUUGCACCUAACUUAACCAUACCAACUCAGUAUCCUAUUGAAGAAACCCCUCCUGAACUUCCACCAAAACUCCAACAAAAUGGUAGCGUCAAACCAUUAGAUAAUGCGGUGUCGCCAGUAGAGGAACCUCCAGAAUUACCGCCUAGGCGAAGAGUAAAAAAGGAAAAGGAUGCGACAGUACCUAGACCUGUUAGUAACGGGCUUCCACCAACACCAAAAGUUCAUAUGGGUGCAUGUUUCUCCAAGGUAUUUAAUGGGUGUCCGCUACAAAUAAACUGUACGGCUAGUUGGGUUCACCCAGAGACGAGAGAUCAGCGCAUUUUGAUAGGUGCCAAUGAAGGACUGUAUACUUUGAACUUAAAUGAAAUUCAUGAGUCUUCUUUAGAAUUGUUACAUGCCAGAAAGUGCACAUGGUUGUAUGUGAUAAAAGACAUUUUGAUGUCAGUCUCGGGUAAAACAACUCAUUUAUAUCGGCACGAUCUGAUGAUGCUGCACACUAGGCAAUCAACACGAUACGGUUUUUCACUUCCAAAUGCGAUGAACAAAAUUCCAGAAAAACUUGUUCCUAGGAAACUUCAACUCACCACAAAAGUUCCUGACACAAGAGGAUGUAUGCAGUGCUGUGUGGGAAGGAAUCCGUAUAAUGGCUAUCGAUAUUUGUGUGGUUCGAUGAUAAAUGGCAUCAUUUUAAUGCAAUGGUAUGAGCCACUUAACAAAUUUAUGUUAUUAAAAACUUUUGAAAUUGAGUGUAUACCCCCUCAAUUGAAUGUUUUCGAAAUGUUCAUUAGUCCAGAGCUUGAAUAUCCUAUGGUUUGUGUUGGUGUUCGUAAAGGAAAUGAUAGAAAUCAUGUGAAGUUUGACAUUAUCAAUUUGAAUUCUACCUCAAAUUGGUUCACUGAUAUUGAUUCAUUUUCUGGUGAUCUGCUACCGGUUGUUAAUGUUACGCAGGUAGAAAAAGAUACGGUUGUUAUUUGUUACGAUAAAUUUGUCAAAGUUGUAAAUAUGUGUGGAAAGAUGAAAUCAAGCCGACGUCAACAAGCUGAAUUGCACGUAGAUUUUCCUGUGGAAUCCUUAGUUUGUCUACCAGAUAGUGUCUUAGCCUUUCAUAAACAUGGCAUGCAAGGACGUAGUUUCAAAGCAAAUGAAGUGACUCAAGAAAUAUGUGAUAAAUCUAGGGUAUUUCGUUUAUUAGGGUCUGAUCGUGUGAUUGUUUUGGAAUCUCGUCCAAUCAACGAACCUACAGCCACUUCCAGUCUUUAUGUUUUAGCUGGACAUGAAAAUACUUAUUAACUGUUUCCAUGCUAACCUUGUGUUCAUGCCCAAAAAUAUAAAUUUUAUAAUUGUAUUGUUCCACAUUCUUAAGUCAAUUAAUUUAUAAAUUGUUGGUGUAUACUGUACCAGGUACACUCCUGUUUUGGUACAUUGUUUUUUGGGACUUUUUUGUAUAAAAUAUCAUUUCUUAAAAGAAUCAACUCUACUUAUUUGCCAUUAUAGAAUUUUUAUUAAUACUAAAUACAAGUUCAUUACAGUGGUUGAGAUUCUUCCAAAAUGUACCCUUUUUUCCUAAAUGUUUUUUUACUUGUACCCUUUCAUCGAGUUCGUAAAUGUACAUGUAACUAUUGUAAGGGGUUUUUUUUUGCAUUUUCUUCUUGUAUGGUUCAGAGAGAAAAGGUAAAAAAAAAAAAGGAUGUUGAUAGGAAGAAAAUAAAGGCCAUUGGAUGUUCCACAUUGGUUAAACAGUCUAGAAAUGUAACUGGCUUCAUAAUCUAGUCAUCAUUUAAAUGUACCUCUUUUUCCUGGAUAAAUAAUCGCAUACCCCUGGACUUUUAGAAAAACAAAAUGUACAUGUAUAGUCCAACUGCUUAGGAAAGAAUACUACAAACUAUAUGAAUAGACUUUAAAUCUUUUUGAUCUUUAUAAAUAUAUACAUGUAGGUCUAUAUAUUGUAUAAAGAAGAUUCUUAGUUGAGUCCCUCACAAUGGUUAGACUUCUGUUAUGUAAAGAUGCAUGUAUGACUUUGAAACAGAAAUGUUACUUAUAAAUGUAAUAGCUUCAGCAACAGUUCAAGUUCCUGGUUGAGAUGCUACUUUCGUUGGCUUUUAAAGGUCCUUUCUUCAUGUAAACUUAAACAUGUUAAAGAGAUCGAUGCAUGUUACUAUUGAGAGUAUACAUACAAUACCUGCCCUUUCUGACAGGUAAGGUAAGAAUCUUUAAUAGGGGAGAGUUUGGAGUACACCAGUUGACAUGUCCAUAAAACAUAAACAAAAUAAAUUAGGGCCUACCUAAAAAAAAAAUUGGUUUUGUGUGGCUAUUAAUGAUUCUUCUAUUUUUCCUGACCAAUUUUUUGAAAAAGGUUGCAUUUCAUUUAAUUUGUUGUUUUUUUCUAAUUACAUCAUUCCAAAGACCAUAGCAAGGUAUAUGUUUACUACAUGUAGAGUGAGGUCAGCUGGUAUUUAAUUGGUCAACUGGAAACUUGCUCAAAUGAUGAUUGGCCAACUGAACAUCAGCUUGCACGUAUUGAUGAAAAUAUGACAUGGGAUUGUUUUGUGAAAGGAUGACCAGCCCCAUUUGGCAUAUAAAUUAUUAAUAUUUUUUGGUAUUUCGUAAUUCUAUAUGUUCCAAAAUUUCAGUCUAACUUUUAGGAAGUAUAGAUUAGACAAGUAAUAUUCUGGAAAUGCGUAUGAAUAGAGGUGUAGAUUAGGAUUUUUUUUGCAGAUCAACGUUUGUGGGAAAAUAGAACCAUCAUUCAUUGGCAAUCAACAAUAAUGUUAAAGGUUAUUUGAUCCUGUUUGUUUUUUUCUGCUUUAUUCUAAUAAGAUGUUCUUAUUAAAAAUGUCGCAAAGACAUGUAUUUCUAGUAUUUAUAGUGGCAAGCACUUGUGGUAAAGGACGUAAAAUGUGAUUUAUACAUGUAUGUGGUAAUAAAAUAAAAUUUUUUUUUAUCUAUUCUAAAUAUUGUUUUACAUUUUUAAAUAAAAGGUAAUACAAUAGAUGUAUUUUUAAAAAAUAAAUAUAUGCCUAUAAUAAUGUAUAUCAAAGUCACUCAUGCGAUAAUUGUACUGUACAGUUAGAUAAAGCUUGGUUGUAUGUAAAUGAUGUGUUGUUGUAUGAUCAAAUUACUGUAAACUAUAACCGGGAUGUAAUACCAGUAAUAGAAACCGCAUGAUUUACUACUAUAUGUAAAUUAAAUAUAUUCUAGUUUGUUGACUAUAGCUGUAACUGAGAUGAUUUUCUAUUGUGUUUCAUGACAUUGCAUAUAUCGGUACUUACAUGUGUACCUGAUAAAAAGAGCAUAGUGUAUCCGGGUUGGUGUGGUACUUAACCUUUUUAGUUACAAAAUAAGCAAGCGGGGCAAGUAAAAAAGUAGGGCUGCAUAAUAUACAGUACUCAGUAGGCCUAAUCAUGGCAAAAAAUAGAAAAUAAUAUAUAAAUAUCAAUUACAAGACCAAAUCAAAGGUUUAUACUAACAAUAAAGAAAAUGACUUUAGAAAAUAAAGCAGUGAGGAAUAAUGAACUCAUGGCUGUUAUAAAACAAAAAUAAGGCAUCGUAUCAAAACAGGGAACCAAUUAAUAGAUGAUAAUGCAGUUUGACUAAAAUCUUGUAUUUAGUGAACCAAACCAAAUCAAGUCAAACCAAAUUAAGUUAAAUUGUGACAGCCACGGAUAAGUCAAUAUGCUCAUAAAGAGAACAAACUGAUACAUUACAGAUUCAUACAACUACAAAAUAUUUAUAAUACAUUUACAUCACAUAUAUUUAGUAGAUGUUCAUACAACAUAUUUUCAGUAUUUAUGCUUCAAACUGAGGUAUUUCAAACCUGUAAUUAAUGUCAAAUAAAAUCAUCUUACCAAAAUAUAUAUUUCAAUAUCCAGACAGUACUGUAUUAAUUCAUGCAAUUAUAAUAAAUCUCUUCAUUUAGACUCACUUGUAAGCAAAAUUAUACUUAGUUUUCCUAGGUUAAUAUUACUAAUAAUUGUCAUGUAUAUAUGUUCAUGUUUAUUAUGUAAAUAUGUAUGUAGUUUUAAUAUAUAGAGAUAAACCUCUUUCAUUACUCUUGUUAAAGAUAUCUUAAUGGUGAAUAUUGAAAUGUUCACCAUAUUCAGAGUUAACAAUAUCUCUCAUCUAGUCUAUUUAUGCAUAUUGUAAAUAUGUUUUUGAAAUUUUAUUUAUGUCAUUUAUAUAAUUGGCAUUGAGUUUAUUAUUGUUUUUAAUGCUGAUGUUGAUCUCUCUGUUAGUUCACAUUGGCUUGGUGUGUAGUUUAUUGGGUUGAGUUUAUUUGAUGGUCUUAAGUUACCCCUUUCUAACUUUCUGGAUAUUUUAGAUCAAAAUUAUGCAAUUUUUCAUGGCCCAUUUCUAAUAAGGUACCGGUUACAGUUUAAAUCCAUAUUCAAGAUAACCUAACUUUGCCAUUUGUGAAAUCAAUUUUCAAUAGACUGGAAGAAUUAUGGUUUUCAAACUGUCGGAAUCGAGAUUUUAUAGAUUCAGAAUUAACAAGAAUAGAUAAAUAAGUUGAAAACUGUGCCACCAAGGUCUUUUAAUUGUUCUGGACAAUCUAAUCAAGCAGGCAUCAUAAUCCAUUUCAUAUUUUCAGUUGUGAAACUGCCAAAAUACAACGUAACAUUUAUUUUUGGCUGUGUAUUUAAAACUUUUUACAUAACAAUUUAUGAUACGAUCAAUACGAUCACAUUGAAAUGUGGUUGUAUAUUGUCGUCAUCCCUGUCUGUUGUCCACAAGAUGUGGAAGUUAAUGUCCAUAAGUUGCUAAUGUUGUCAUUUAAUUGACCUAAUACACAGUGUUCAUGACAUGAAGAUUAGGGUGACCACCUUUGCUUGAUCAUAUUGCGGGACAUUUCAGAAUAAUAAUGUUGCUCAAAACCGCACGUAAACUUACGGAUCAUGUUGCAUGUGCAGAAUGUUUGAGAAACAGAAUUAUAAAUUGUAGAUUAAGUUUAGGUCUAAAAAUAGUUGUACAAAUCUUUGGAAAAAAGUAAUGUAAUACCCAAAUAGACUAUCGUCGUGAGAUUAGAUUCAGGCAUAUUAUUACUGUAUAGAAAUCCUGCAUGUUAGCAAUUGCUGGACAUUUUGGCUGGUUUUCGGGACACAGGACUUGGAAGUAUUUUGCAGGACUGUCCCGCAAAAUGCGGGACGGAUGGUCACUCUAAUGAAAAUGCAUAUUGAUUUUUAACAAUUCUUAAUAAUUCCUGUCAGAUAUAUCACCCUUGAUCAAUUUAAAAAAUCUUUUUUUGUGGACAUUUUAGAGACUGAAAUUAUUACCAGAUUGACUUUGAAUAUAUACAAAAUGUUUUGUGAACGAUUUUUGAUAGUUAUAGCCCUUGAAAAAUCUUGUGGACGCUCUAAAGGGUAACCUAAUCAUCGGAUCAACUUGAAAUUUAUUUGGUGUUAAAUUCAUGAGAUGAAGCCCCUAUUGAUUUGAUUUCCGAUCUGUUACCGCACUUGAGAAACUUGGAAGUUUAUGCAGUUUCUAUGUUCAUGAGUGGAGAAAGUCUAUUGAUUUUUUGACAAUUUCUGAUGACUUGAACAAUUCGAAUACCUACAAAAGAAUAGCUAUGACAACAUUUGUGGACUGCUUGGAUGACUUAGCUGCUGUGUGCAUAUGUUCAUUUCUUGGCAAUCUAUGCUUAACUAUAUAAAGUUAUGUUAAUUUUGGGGAUACAACUUCAGCAAUAUUUUCUCUCAGGUUUUUGAAGUAAGGAACAAAUAAAUCAAAAUUUGUAUGGCAACACUGAUUGACAAUUCCAAUAUAUAACAUUUGUUGGACAUAUUACUGUGAGAAAGUUUUGAUGGAGAAAUUAGUGCUAAGUGUAACUUGUAAUAAUUGGGCUAUUGUAGUGGUGAUGAAAAAAAUUAAUUUUGCUGAGUAUUGUAGUAAUAGUAAUUUAUAUAAUCUUGGCACUUUUAUGGUAGGCCUAGUACUAGUAUUUAAUUUUAACUACUAAAUUAUAUCCAAUAUAUUUUAUCUUAUUUUAUUCAGCAUUAUAUUUUCUUGAUUUAUAAGUUCACUAUAAUUUUAAUUAAAUAAUUUACUUUGUAAAAUUCUCUUGCACCUUAAAAGGUGUGCUGUAUUGAUAGUAAUAUUAUAGUCUAUUCCUUGUUCGGAUUUAAUCAUAAGCACAGUAUGAAAUCAAGUCUUGGUGUUCUUCGCUAGAGAGCAAAUCUUCUGCCUUCAUUUGCAUUAGAGACAGAAUUCUAAACUCGGAUUGUGGUUAAAUCUGCAAAAACUUUAUUACUGUCUUCAGGACCUAAAACACCAAAGUUAGAUUCAUUCUGUAUAAUGAAAUAUAACAAAAAUAUAAUCAGUGUACAUAUAUUUUUAAUUCUAUUAUAAUGAUUACAAUAACAUGAUAUUAAACAUUAUGUUGAUUGAACAAUAAUCUUUAUGUUGUUUUUUUUACUGUAUUUACAGUAUCUUAAAGGAGCUGAACCUCUUUGAUUUAGGUUGAAUUGGGUUGGGUUGAUGGGUGUUAUUUCAAUUAGUGAUAGUGGAAGUACUGUGUUAUACAUUUAAAAAAAUUUUUUGGCUUAUUUACUGAAUUUAUUUUAAUUUUAGCACACAAAAUUGCUUUAUAUC
Molecule: messenger RNA, 7927 nt
Organism: Patella vulgata (common limpet)
Lineage: Eukaryota; Metazoa; Mollusca; Gastropoda; Patellidae
Product: mitogen-activated protein kinase kinase kinase kinase 5
Exons: 1
Coding region: 38-2632 (864 amino acids)
Biological process (GO): protein phosphorylation
Molecular function (GO): ATP binding; MAP kinase kinase kinase kinase activity
Source: RefSeq, a predicted model, not a curated record